This is a messenger RNA of Phragmites australis (common reed), 1350 nucleotides long. RefSeq lists its product as uncharacterized. The record is from RefSeq and is a predicted model, not a curated record. Gene Ontology annotation, biological process: rRNA base methylation. NCBI's taxonomy places the organism in Eukaryota, Viridiplantae, Streptophyta, Magnoliopsida, Poales, Poaceae. Bases 1 to 1350 code for a protein of 449 amino acids. Gene Ontology annotation, cellular component: cytoplasm. The transcript is spliced from 3 exons. Gene Ontology annotation, molecular function: rRNA (uridine-N3-)-methyltransferase activity.
AUGGCGGUAGGGCAUGCCGCGGCGGCGAUCGGCGGCGGGGACGGGGCGGGGGGUCAGGCGACAUCGGAGGAGCCGCUGCCAGCGGAGGGGGUGCCGGCGGCGAUCACCAUGGAAGGGGAUGAGGCGGAGGAGGAGGAGGAGGAGAAAUGGCUGAAUCAUUACUCGUCGAUGCAGAGUAUACUGAUCGUCGGCGACGGGGACUUCUCCUUCUCGCUGGCUCUGGCCACCGCGUUCGGCUCCGGCGCGAACCUGGUCGCAACGUCUCUCGACACCUAUGAGGUGCUGAUGGGCAAGUACAGCAAAGCGGAGUCAAAUAUAAUGGAGCUGAAAAUACUGGAGGCCACGGUUUUGCAUGGUGUUGACGUGAAAGGAAUGAAAUUUCACACUGACCUGAGGAACAGACGGUUCGAUCGGAUUGUCUUUAAUUUUCCUCAUGCUGGCUUCAGAGGACCUGAGGACCAGGUCCAUAUGAUCAAUUUGCACAAGGAGCUGGUGAGGGGGUUUUUCCGCAAUGCAUGCAACCUACUUAUGUCUUAUGGUGAAAUCCAUGUUAGCCACAAGACAGGACAUCCAUAUGAUAGAUGGGAUCUUGAGCACUUAGCCUCGGAGUCUUCGCUUAUUAUGUUUGAUAAAGUUGAUUUCCAAAAGGCAGACUAUCCUGGGUAUAACCAAAAGAGAGGAGAUGGUCGAAAGUGCGAUCAACCUUUCAAUCUUGGUACUUGUUGCACAUUCAAGUUCCAAAUUGGAGAGUUGAAGAAGCGGAAGAAACUGAAUUGGAGCAGGGCUGGGUCAAUCUCAUCCAUUGGAGGCAACGUCCAUCUUGACAAAUUGGCAACCGACACAAGGCCAUUUCAUCUGCCUUGGCUACAUUUUUCUCCACCGUUCAACACAGCUCGCAUGGCGGUGACUCUGCAGCCUCAUGUAGUUGCUCAAAGGCAACAGCCAGGUUUUCUACUAAACUUCAAUGGCACCGUGAGAGCUCUUUCGCUUCAUCAACAAAGCACUGUCCUGCCAAUGCUCAGCGUCCCAGGGCCAUCGCUGAAUGAUUUACCUGCUCCAGUGGUCAUCCCUCCACCAAUGGGCAGAAUCGCAUGUCCCAAUCUCCUUGCACCUCAGGAGCAGCCUUGGUAUAAGCAGAGAACUAUUACUGAUCUGCCAGGAAGAGAUAUCUACUCUUACUUUGAAUACCAAAGGUGUGUGCAGAGGGAGCAAGAAAUGCAGAGGCAAGCGAUGAUGCCUGGAGCAAACGGCUUGAACUAUUCUUCUGCCUUCUUGGAAGAUCGCCGCAGGGAAUCUGUUCAGAAGCAGGAGUGGUUGCGCAGGAAGAUCGCAUUGCGCAGUCGGCAGUGA